UCUGUGAGGCUCUCAGUUCUAUUUCUAUAUCUAUUAUAAUUCUUUAUACAUAUAAAAUAAUGUUUAGAGUUUUAAGUCUUAACUGUUAUGCUCAGUUAUGUUUUAACAGUCCACUAGUAAACAUACCUAGCACGAAACCAGCUUUUUUCUUCCCAUUAUUAAACCAAAAACCUGUUUAUUAAACUUAUAUAGACGAAUUUUAUUUAAAGACGAUAAAUGUGUGACCCGCUUUGUUCUUCCAUUACCCAAAGUACUUCCUUGUUGCUUUUAUGUGUAAAAUACCUACUGGCCUUUUCUAAAAAGGACUGACUCUCUCUCUCUCUCUCUCCCUCUCUCUUCUGAUACGGCGGUAUCAUAGCAACAACAGCCGCGAAUCAGCGCAACAUCAGCAUCCCGCCAUCAUGAGCGCUGGAUCAUGAGCGCAGUGUUGCUGUUUCCUUAUCAACUGCCCUGUUUAUAAUCCCAUUGUGCUGGAAUCAUUGCCUUUGGCUGCUUGACGGGAUUUAUAAGUUACACUUUGGGUGGUGUACAGCCUAGUGAAAACCUGGGCGGGUUUCAAAACCAUAACUGGAGUGAGACUCCAAUCUGGCAACCCCGCCUGGCUGUGAACUCUCCAUUCCGGACUGGACACAGCGCUGUGCUGACGGACUGAUGGACGGGUAGACAGAGGGGCAAGCACAGGGAAAGAGGAUAGAGGAGAAGAAUGGAUGGAUUCGCUGCUGCGGGUAAUAAGAGGAUGGAGCCGAGCAGUUUCCCUGUUCAUGCGGAAUUACGCGCGGGUUUCCACGUUUUUCCUCACUGCGCAAAAUGAUGAUCUCGGCGGACAGAAAGUUUUGUUGAUCAUCGCCUGAAUUCGGCUAUGACACUGAUGCACAAUUCUCACUCGGAUGAUUAGUUGAUCACUAGUCCAGGCCUCAUCAUGAUUGCUACUGGAGGCCUCCUGCGCAUCUCAGCAAGACGUCAAGAUUCUCUCCGUGCCAAAAACCGCGCAGAGAACAAGCGCAAGAGAAAAGCCAAAAAGAAGCGAAAGAAUGAGGUGGUGGUGGUGAAGGGCAAAUUGAAGCUCUGUUCAAUCUCUGGGCUGAUUGCUGCACUGGGCAUUAUUGUCCUGCUGGUUGGGAUUGCCUUGGCCGUAUUAGGCUACUGGCCUAAAGGAAGUCCGCUUUACCCGGGACUGCUCGCAGUUAAAGGCUUACAGAAACCAGCCCGGACUGAUGACAGAGGAGGACCCAGAGCAGUGAACUGGACCACUAGUGUUAAGCUUAUUUAUCAGCUGGAUAAAGAUGAUCUAAGCUCUAAUCAUACUAAUACCACAACUGAGGAAUCGCCAAAGUUAGGUGUCUUUGCUGAGUUUUUAAACAGACACUUACAUUCAGACAAACUAAAAGUGUUUGGGCCAUUGAUUAUGGGCAUUGGUAUCUUCCUGUUCAUUUGUGCUAAUGCAGUGCUGCAUGAAAACAGGGACAAAAAGACAAAAAUCAUUAACCUUAGGGACAUUUAUUCAACUGUUAUUGAUAUUCACAGUUUGCGAUCCAAGGACAAUGCUUCACUCAAUGGAUUUGUGAACUAUAUGCAAUCAAAGGGGUUAGAAGGCAAUCCAAGUUCUGUAUACAAUGCUGCUAUGCUAGCAAAAGGCUCAUGGCCAUCUUCAGGCUCUUUCAAACAGGACCCGGACAGCCUCCCCUCAUCCAGAAAGUCAUCUAGUGGCAAACUGGAAGACUUACCUUUGGAUAGUCUUGCCAUCAAAGACACAGUGUAUAGCAUUUGCAGGGAUCAGUCAUCACAGGCCAAGCAAUGGGAGACCAAAACAAUUGUGACCUCCUCAGUCAAUGCGUUCACGCUACCAUUGAUCAGACUUAACCACAGGACAGCAGGAAACAGAAGGGGUUCAGAUAAAACCGGGGAGAUCAGAAGUGAAUAUCUGGAUUCAGAUGCUAUUCGUCAUUGCUUGGAGUCUCUAGCUGCAUCAGGGAGCAUCACCAAAGCCAAAGUGAAGACUCCUCAAAACCGAACCAUUCUUUCCCAGGACUCAGUGGAAGUUUAUAAGGGUUGCGACAGCCUGCAAGAGAUGCCACACCUCUCCCUUGAAGGCUCUCGGGUACAACUCCUUCCUGCAUCCCCUGGCCCUAAAGUGACAGGCUCUCACCUGUCCUUAAGUGCCCUAUCUGACUACUCCAGGUCCAUUGACUUGGGAAUCUGCCCAUCCACCCCUGUGGACCGGCACAUGGAGCGAACCAGGCGACGUAGCUGUCCUCGAUUGGAGGGCCUGAGCAGUGGGGGUUAUAUCAAACUUGAGGGUCUUGGAGGGGAGUCUUUUGAGUCCACUGAUGUGACAAGUUUUAGUCGUGGGAGUUCUUCUGAACUUUUGUCUAAAGGGCAAGUUUCAAAAAGUCCUCUUGUCCUGGAGGAAGGUGCUUCUGAUGAGCCUGAGCAUGGCAUGAUCAGACGGUACUCAAACAAGGAAAAACUGGUGAUGAUUUCCCAGUCAGACACGACCUUAGAGGACCUGGAAAUAGAGAGUGUAGAACUCUAACUGAGCCACUGGAUUAAAUCAGUGAACUUGAGGUUUAAUAGACACAUUACAUACUAAAGUCAUUACAGCAAUGGAUAUUUCCCCUUUUGCUCUUACAGUAAAAAUGGAUACAUUAACUUGCUGUACAGCCUUGGGUACUAAUGAAUAUAUUAUCUUUCUUUCUUUGGAAUUGCAUUCAAUGCAAUUCCCAGACUAAGAAUGAAAAAAAAACUUGCAUUGCAGAGAACAGCGUUGAAAACAUGCUGGCAUGCCGGGAACAUUUAUAAUUGCUAUUUAAUAAGCAAAGCAAAAAUGAGGAAAAGCAGAAAAAACAACAAAAAACAACAAAAAAGAAACAAAAAAAAAAAGUUUUGAAGUGUGGUAGCACAUCUCUACAAGGUUUCAUUUUUGUAUUUACAGUAGAAAAAAAGCUAUGUGGCUGUUCCACCUGUCCACCAGUGUGUUUCUUUCUAGUCAGUUUAAUGAGGAGUUGCUGUAUCAACAGCAUGUAUUUUAUACUGUAGUGUCCUUGCACUUUUUUUUAACCAGAUUAAUUUUAAAGGUUUGACUGAAUACAUAGCAAUAUCUUAUUUGAAUUGUCAUCUGCCUGUUGGAGACGCAUUAUGUUUGCAUUUGACUGGGGAAGAAGAGUUUUUAUUACGACUGUAUGUUUCUUUUUAGACGUCUUGCCUGUUUAGAAAUGGCUGUAAUGCUUUGUGCCUGAAUUCUGAACUAAGUCCACCCUCUAGCACAAUGAAUCAUUAUCAGAAUCAUAAACAUCUAUUCAAACCAUCCCAAUUCCUUUGGAGUGUUCCUGAAAGUGUUUUUGUAACUGAUUAUAAAUGUAUAAUUCCAUAGAAUAUGUUGAACCAUGCCAUCUCAAAUCAGUGUUCCUUGUAUCAAAAACAAAACAAAAAACAAUCACAAUCUUCAUAUAUUGCAGUAUUUUCUGAAAUAUAAACUAGAAUAAUGAAACUGAUGUCAAAGUAGUCUUUGAGAUUUUGCUAUUGAAACACCAACACACGACAUUCAGGUUUAACCUGAUUUUACAAUAUAUUAAAGCAAUGCAUAUAGACUUAUAUGCAUUGCUUUAAUACACCGAUCAGGCAUAACAUUAUGAGCACUGAGAGGUGAAGUGAAUAACACUGGUUGAUGAUCUCCUCAUCAUGGCACCUGUUAGCGGGUGGGAUAUAUUAGGCAGCAAAUGAACAUUUUGUCCACAAAGUUGAUGUGUUAGAAGCAGGAAAAAUGGGCAAGCGUAAGGAUUUGAGCGAGUUUGACAAGGACCAAAUUGUGAUGGCUAGACCACUGGAUCAGAGCAGCUACAAAACUGCAGCUCUUGUGGGGUGUUCCCGGUCUGCUGUGGUCAGUAUCUAUCAAAAGUGGUCCAAGGAAGGAACAGUGGUGAACUGGUGACAGGGUCAUGGGUGGACAAGGCUCACUGAUGCACGUGGGGAUCGAAGGCUGGCCCGUGUGAUCCGACCCAACAGACGAGUUACUGUUGCUCAAAUUGCUGAGGAAGUUAAUGCUGAUUCCGAUAGAAAGGUGUCAGAAUACACAGUGCAUGAUGGGUCAGGGCAGUUUUAACAGCAAAAGGAGGACCAACACAAUAUUAAGCAGGUGGUCAUAAUGUUAUGCCUGGUCAGUGUAUGAGCAAUGCAUUAAAAGCCCUCUGUUUUCUGAUGCGUGCAGAUUACACUUUUCUGCAAUCAGUUUUUAUCCACUUACCGGUCUCAUCUCCCCAGAUUUUAAUAGAAAUGAGAGAAUAAUUACUGAUCAAACGAGAUAUGAUGGAUUUAGAUUAUGAUGAAAUACUCAUGCUUAUGGCCCAUGCUAGCUUCAUGCAUGAAAAAAAACAUAUAUUUAACAUAGCAGUUUUAGUUUACAAUACAUAUAUUAAAUAGUUUGUAUAUAGACAUGGUGCAUGACAUACAGAUUGUAAACUCGGGCUAAUUAAACUAAAUAUGAUUAUAGCAAUUGAUUUAAGGAGAAUCUAAAAUGUUAAUAUGUACAAAAAUGAUGAUCAAGCAACAAAUCACUCACAUGUACAAUAGUUUUAAUGUUAACUGUUUUCUUUUUCGUAUAAACCCAUUAUAAGGAAACAGCUUAACAUGUAUCUUUCAUGGUUUAUUUACCAUAUCUCUUGUUUUCUGUGAAAUAAUGAUGCCAUAAUCUCAUUAUAUGAACACACAGCUCUAGGGUUUGAUACUGAGCUUGGGUUACUGUGUGUGUGGAGAUCUGGUGCUCUGUGUGAUCUUCUUCCUGUGUUCUCCUCCUGUCCACAAACACGCCGUUAGGUGCACUGCCUACACUAAAUUGCCCCUAGGUGUAAAUGUGUGUGUUUUGCUCAGCAGUGGAUUAAUUUUCCUAUUCAGGGUGUGUGUCUGUCUUGUAUCUCAUUGUCUCAGGAUCUACUAGGACCACCCUGACCUGAAUAAAACACAAAAUCUAAACACUUUGUGCUUAUUUUUAGAUUAUUGAAUCAUUGUUUUUGGUGUUGAAAACGCUGAGCUGUGUCCUGUAGACAGUUCUGAAGAAGAUGGCAAAAGGUUAGUCCUUUUGGUAUGCCAAGUUCCAGUCAAGGUCACAUCCAGAAUGUUCUGAUAUCACAGCUCUAUCACGUAGGCUGGAUUUGACAUUUUAUAACCCCAUCUGAUGCUAAGCAUUAAUAACUAAGGUCCAUUCUUCUAGCCUAAUAGUUGGUUUUAAUCUUACAUCAGUAUGCUUGUUGGUCAUUAUUUUGUGUAGCACAUAAUUUUGACUUUAAGAUGCUUCAUCAAAUCUCAUGUUUCCUCACACUUCAUUUAACACCCUCUGGAGCAGAAAAUGCUAAACUAUUAGUGCGCUAAACAACAAAUAAAGUCACAGAAAUGAUCAUCUUUGGCAUCUGUUUUACUGAAGGCUUCAGUACAGCUGUUAAGCGCUGACCGUUAGUUUAUAUUCACAUGGAUUGAAAACAUUUGCUAAAUUUAUAGCCAGGUUUUAAGGGAAAUGCUAUGCUCCGUGUUGUGUUCUGCUAUUUAAAAGAGCCAUUUAAUAUCAUUUCAAAGUUGUGUGUAACGUUCAGCCCAGGAGGGCUCAUAGCCUUGACUAAUACACCAUGCAGUGGUUUAAAUUAGGUUUUUGUUUUCUUCUAAACAGCCAUACUUGUUGUCCAAACUGUGGUGUUAUUAUUUUUUUUACCUUUUAUUCAUGCCAUGGUCUCACAACAACUGAACAAGUGGGGUAAAAUCACUGGAGUAACACUGGCCUAAAUACAUACUUAAAUAUCAGCAUAUUGUAGAUAAAUAUGGAGAGAGAGAGAGGGAGGAAACAAGAGCAGUACAAACAAAUAGCUUUCUGUGUAUCAUUCAGUGACUCAUAUAUUCCUUAUGCCUCUAAACAAAAACACUUGGACAUAAGCCUUUAUAUCAGUUCUGAUUUAUCACUGAAAAUAAGUCGUGCAUUGAAUUUGUUUAUGAUGCAGCUGAUAGCUUUGCUCUCUCACAGUUUCAAGGUCCGUGUUCGAUCCUGGACUUAGGUUGCUGUCUGCAGAGUUUUUAUGCUCUUCCUAUUCUUAUGUUAUCUCUGUUUGCAUAAGAUUGCUCUGGGUUUUCUGGUUUCCUCCCAUCUCCCAAAAACAUGCCAGUAGGUGGAUUUCUAUUGUGUGUGUGUGUGUGUGUGGGUGGGUGCUCUGUAAUGGACUGUUGUCCAGUCCAGGGUGUAUCCUGCCUUGUGCCUAGGAGAAUCUACUGGGAUAUGCUCAGGAUCCACUGCAACCCUGAGCAGAAUAAAGUGCUCUCUGAAGAUGAAUGAAUUAAUGUGUCCAUCAGUUCUACUUUAAGCUAGUAUAGUAUAUAAGCACAAUUAUUGCAAAAAGUAAGUGAACUAAAAACAAAUUUAUACUGCUGAUCUAAUUCUGGGAAAAUAAUAUACAUUUUGGAAUCUAGGAAACUUAAAUGCACAAAAUUUCAUUGGAAUUAAGCAAUUAAUUCUGUAUUUAUAUUUCUAUAUUAUAUUUUCUUUGUCACUAUCUCUGCAUCUUUCUCCUUCCGCUGUGUAAUAAAUGUUCAGCCAUUGUUUACCCUCUAUUUAUCUUUCCUUACUAUCUCUUACUAUUUUUCUCUGUCAUACAGGUAUAGCUACAGCAGGCACUCAGGUGUAGAUGACCUUUAUCACAGCCAAAACUAGUUACAGGAAUCUACUCUUCCCAUGAAGCCUUCACCACUCUCACUUGGACUCUGUUGGAAUCUGUCUAUCUCUCUCUCUCUCUCUCUCUCUCUCUUUCUCUCUCUCUCUCUCUCUCUCUCUCUCUCACUCUUUAGUAUAUAAUGUCUCUUCUGUCCCCCCUGAUUGUCUUGCUCUCUCUGUUAUUUUUCCUCUCGGUCACACUUUCUCGGAAUCUUUAAAUUUCAGUGCUGAGACUCUAGAUAUUUUGCUCAAGUGAUAUUCUUGUUUAUUUCAUUACAGUGAAACUUGUCAAGGGUUAUAGUUCUCAAAGUUGAAAGCAAGACAAAAUGGGUAAGCAUAAGAAUCUAGGCGAGUUUGACAUUGGCCAUAUUAUGAUGGUUAGCUUCUCUAAACCAACUAAAUUCAACUGGUGGUUCAAGCAAGGACAACAAGUGAAUUGGUGGCAGGAUCAUAGACAUCCAAGGCUCACAGAUUCAUGUGUGGAGUGAAGGUUAACCCAUCUGAUCCCAAAGAAGUGCAAUUGUAGCACAAAUAACAGAAAAAGUUAAUACCCUCCAGAUUCCCUAACUGCCAAUCUAAUUCAGCAUCUGUGGGAUGAUCUCACCUCACAGCUUACAGGACUUAAAGCAUCUGUUGCUAAACUUUCUGAUACCACAGCACAUCUUCAGAUGUCUUGUGCAGUCCAUGCUUUAACAGGUCAGAGCUUAGGGCCCGUGAGCAAGGCCCUUAACCCUCUCUGCUCCACGGGCACUGCAUCAUGGCUGACCCUGCACUCUGACCCCAACAUCCAAAGCUGGGAUAUGCAAAGAAAGAAUUUGACUGUGCUGUAAUGUACACCAAUCAACCAUAACAUUCUGAGCAGUGAGAGGUGAAGUGAAUAACACUGAUUAUCUCCUCAUCAUGGCACCUGUUUGUGGGUGGGAUAUAUUAGGCAGCAAGUGAACAUUUAGUUGAUGUGUUAGAAGCAGGAAAAAUGGGCAAGAGUAAGGAUUUGAUCGAGUUUGACAAAGGCCACAUUGUGAUGGAUCUCCGAAACUGCAGCUCUUGUGCGGUGUUCCCAGUCUGCAGUGGUCAGUAUCUAUCAAUCUAGUGGAUUGUGGAGUCCAUGCCUCAACAGGUCAGGGCUGUUUUGCCAGCAAAAGCUCGGACCAACACAAUAUUAGGCUGGUGGUCAUAAUGUUAUGCCUGCACAGUGUUUAUGUGACAAAAAUAAAGGCUUCUUCUUCUGCUUUGGCAGCACAAAGGGGACUUCACAAUUAGGCAGGUGACUUUAAUAUUAUAUUUAAUAUUAUGGCUGAUUUGUGUUUAUAUAUAUAUAUUUUGUGCCACUCUGUAUAACAGUCCCCUAGAUAUAUUCAUUAAUAGACUCCAAACGUAGCUGUCUAAUCUAAAAUAUCUAAAAAGCUAAACCUAGCAGCUGAGGAGAUAAUGAUACAAAAUUACCUCUGUACCAGUGUUCUCUAUGGCACUACUGUGUGUUUCUUCACUUUACUCUUACUGAAAUUAUAUUAUCCAAAAAGGACAGAUGCUAUGCUGCCGGAGGUUGCUCUGCAACACAAACUAUUCUUUUUCAUAUCAUUUUAGCAUUGUCAUGUUGACUGACUAUUGUCUGUGAAUCAGCUGUCUGUCUGAGGAAGAAAGCAGACAUUUCUUCACCUCUGUCUAUAAAUGCAGAGUGAAUGUGUGUAUCCAGUCAUGUUCUCAAUCUGAACUGUUAUCAAAUCCAAACGCUUUCAGGUCAGACUUUCGGGUUCAGUCUACAGGCUACACUGUGAUCCAACACAAACCUGCGUCCACCCACGUCCAUUAGACAUCUAGAUUAAUAGCUCUGAUGUUUUUUGGCAUUGAAGUAGUUUGAUUUUCUGCUUUUAAUAGACGCACUAUAUAUGCAAAACCUACAUCAUUGAAAUCAAAGCACUCCACAUUUGCAUGUAUAAUAAUUCUUAUUAUAAUAAUUCAUCAGGCUGGAUGUACUGGAAAAUCACAUCUCAAUUCUUAUCAUACAUAGCACUGAAAAUACACUUCAUGGUCUGGAUGCUAUUACACAUGGUACAAUAGAUGUUUAUGCAAACGUUCAUACUUCAGCAUCCUCUUCAUGAGGAACAAGAGUGCUAUGAUAAAUAAAGUGCUUUACAAGGAUAUGUUUUUCACUAACAUGACAAGAGAAGAGAUCCUCUAUUAUUUCACUCACAUAAGCCGUAACAUUCAUAUACAGUACACCGAUCAGGCAUAACAUUAUGACCACCUGCCUAGUAUUGUGUUGGUCCCCCUUUUGCUGCCAAAACAACCCUGACCCAUCAUGCACUGUGUAUUCUGUCAUCAGAACCAGCAUUAACUUCUUCAGCAAUUUGAGCAACAGUAGCUCGUCUGUUGGAUCGGAUCACACGGGCCAGCCUUCGCUCCCCACGUCCAUCAAUAAGCCUUGGC
Molecule: messenger RNA, 9109 nt
Organism: Hemibagrus wyckioides
Lineage: Eukaryota; Metazoa; Chordata; Actinopteri; Siluriformes; Bagridae
Gene: tmem200ca
Product: transmembrane protein 200C, genome duplicate a
Exons: 2
Coding region: 920-2533 (537 amino acids)
Source: RefSeq, a predicted model, not a curated record